This is a messenger RNA of Physella acuta, 1649 nucleotides long. RefSeq lists its product as uncharacterized. The record is from RefSeq and is a predicted model, not a curated record. Lineage: Eukaryota; Metazoa; Mollusca; Gastropoda; Physidae. Gene Ontology annotation, biological process: rRNA (guanine-N7)-methylation. Gene Ontology annotation, molecular function: rRNA (guanine) methyltransferase activity. Gene Ontology annotation, cellular component: nucleolus.
UAUGGCAGCCCCCAUUUGUUUGCAUGAUGCAACUUAAAAUAAUCACACCGGUAGACCUUUGCCAGAGCAGAGUAGCAAUUGUCAUCUGCUCAACCCACAUAUGACAUACAUUCAUCUCUGAUGCCAAUUCAAGAAUAUCUCAAGGUGUUAGUAUGCCUAUCAUUAAAAUUAGCCAUUAGCCUACAUUUUUCUAGUCCAGUGCCAUUGGAAAAAUGGCAUGCUGGGUGAACAAUCUGAUGUGCAAUCCAAACAUUACAAACAUAGACUUAUCUGUAAAGCAUUUUUUCCUGAUUACUAAACGAUUUAAAAAACAUUUUGCAUCUUUACACAAUUUAGAUCGCAAAAUGUAUAUAUUUCCAAACACAACUUCUUCUUUGGUGAAUAUUCCACUAGGGACAAAAGUGUGCAAAACACUUACAGAUUUUAAAAUAAAAACUCUAUUUGGUGGUUUUCAAAGACGUCCAGAAUUAAUUUCAAAGCUGGAACCAAAUCUUGAAAAUAAUUAUUUUAAUUUUCCAGGCAAAGGAAAUAAUUUAGAACAGACUUAUAGAUUUGAAAAAACAAAGACAAUUCAACAAGAACUUGUUUCAAUGGCUUUGAAAUUCAGUGACUCUGUAGUAAACAGUGGAAAUAAUAACCAAGAACCCCGUCCAAAAAAAUGUAUUUUAGAUAUUGGAUGUGGAAACGGUUUAAGUAUGAUUCAGCCUUUAAGUUUAGGCCAUGUGUGUAUUGGUGUUGAUUUAAAUCUGCAAUCACUUUCAGACUUCAAAAGUGUUUACUUGGAAAAUGUGGAAUCUUGUGAAUAUUUAGAUCAAGCUGCUGAUCUUUUAAGAUGUGACCUUCGGUAUGGACUACCAUUUAAAGCAGGCAGUUUUGACCUAGUUAUUAGUAUAUCUUUCUUACAGUGGCUGUUCCAUGGAGAUAGCCAAACACAACUGAAUUUAUUUUUUAGAAGUUUGAGACAUGUUUUACAGCCCAAUGGAAGGGCUGUGUUACAGUUUUAUCCAUCUUGUAGAAGCCAGUUAGAAGAGGCUGUGAACUUUGCUGUGAAAUAUUUUCAUGGUGUGCUGCUUGGAGAUUAUCCCCAUUUAGAUCGGGGGAGAAAACUCUUCCUUAUAUUAUUUUAAAUAAGGCCUAGUUUAUUGAAUUGUUUAAUUUAUUGCUGUGAAAAAAUUGAUUGCUGUUGAUGUAUAGUUAUUUAGCUGUGGAUGCUGAGAUUAUUCCUGAAACUUAAAUUAGGAGGUAUAAAUCUUACAUGUUGUAAUGGAAAAUACAUGGGAGAUAACUAUCACCCCCUUUAGAAAUAAUAAGUGUAAGAGUAACAUAACAACCAGUUCACAUAUUUUUAUUGUAAUGUUUACCCUACUAUUUACUAUGGAUGGCUUGGUCACAGAGUAGAGUGAAACCUUAAGUAUGAAAAGUAAAAAUUGGGUGAGCAUAGAACUGGCCUCACUGUCCUUUGAAAUAGGUCACAGAAACAGGUGAACUCUACUUCAUCUGCUCUAUUUACAGUCUGGUAGGCUUAAAAGAGGUAACUUUUCACCCAAUAUAAUCACAAAUGUGAGAUCACAUCUCAUUUUGCUUACUAAAAUUAUUUAAAAUAUGGCUACAUGAAUAUGUAGUCUAUAAUUUAUAAUCAGACAUUACUU